AUGGAUGCAGUAUCUCGAAGAUUAUUAAAAGAAUUAAAAGAAAUAGAGAAAGAAGUUAACUCUCAUCCAGAGAUUAUUGAAUUAGCACCUGAAACAGAUGAAAAUUUACUACAAUGGAAAGCAAUCUUGGCAGGAUUACCUGAUACACCUUACGAAGGUGGAAGGUUUGAAUUAUCAAUUCUUAUACCAUCCAAUUACCCUAUUCAACCACCAAGCAUAAAAUUUAUAACCACUAUAUGCCAUCCAAAUAUACAUUUUAAGACUGGUGAAAUUUGUUUAGACAUAUUAAAAUCGACAGCUUGGUCACCAGCUUGGACAUUAAAAUCUACUCUAUUGGCUAUUUCAGUUUUGUUAAAUAAUCCAGAACCUUCUUCGCCUCUUAAUUGUGAUGUAGCCAACUUGUUAAGAUGUAAUGAUAGACUUGGUUAUGAAAGUUUAAUAAGAAUGUAUACCCAUUUAUAUGCAAUGAAGUAG
This is a messenger RNA of Cokeromyces recurvatus, 474 nucleotides long. RefSeq names its product ubiquitin-conjugating enzyme/RWD-like protein. The coding region runs from base 1 to 474 and encodes 157 amino acids. The record is from RefSeq and is a predicted model, not a curated record. Lineage: Eukaryota; Fungi; Mucoromycota; Mucoromycetes; Mucorales; Mucoraceae. The transcript has 3 exons.